Fusarium poae is the source of this 1425-nucleotide messenger RNA. RefSeq lists its product as uncharacterized. The coding region runs from base 1 to 1425 and encodes 474 amino acids. The transcript has 2 exons. NCBI's taxonomy places the organism in Eukaryota, Fungi, Ascomycota, Sordariomycetes, Hypocreales, Nectriaceae. The record is from RefSeq and is a predicted model, not a curated record. Gene Ontology annotation, molecular function: fatty acid elongase activity. Gene Ontology annotation, cellular component: endoplasmic reticulum membrane. Gene Ontology annotation, biological process: fatty acid elongation, monounsaturated fatty acid; sphingolipid biosynthetic process; very long-chain fatty acid biosynthetic process.
AUGGCCGAGCAUUUCAAGCUGCUGGGCUCUUUGCCCGACUCGAGCCUUUUCAGCUUCCCUCCCACCAAUGCGCCUGCUCCCAUUGCGCCUGUCGAUGUACCGACUUCGAUUAUGCGCCCCUUCAACAUCCCUGAGCACUGGUUCACUGCUGCUCUCGACGCCAAGGUUCCUUUGACUAUCGCUAUCCUCUAUGCCGUCACUGUCAAGAGUCUUAACAUCUACAACAAGUCCAACGGCAAGAAGCCAUGGGCUAUCAGCAAAACCAGGCCAUUCUUCGCCUUUGUCGUUCUCCACAACGUCUUCCUCUGUGUCUACUCUGCUUGGACUUUCUGGGGCAUGUUGAGCGGCAUGAGAAGAAGCAUUCAAAACCCCACAGGUCCUCAGGGUCUUGCUGGUACCGCUGAUAGCUUCUGUCGUCUGCAUGGUGCUUCUGGUCUUGGCAACUCAGUGUACUACAACGAGACAUCGAGUUCGUUCGUUUCUGCUACUGAGCACGCCGCCAUUGUUAAUGGCCUUCCCAGUGGAACUGUCGGCGGUCGUAUGUGGAACGAGGGUUUGGCUUUCUAUGGUUGGAUCUUCUAUCUCAGCAAGUUCUACGAGGUUCUCGACACUUUCAUCAUUCUCGCCAAGGGCAAGCUCAGUUCUACUCUCCAGACCUACCACCACGCUGGAGCCAUGCUCUGCAUGUGGGCUGGCAUGCGUUACAUGUCGGCUCCCAUCUGGCAGUUUGUUCUCAUUAACUCCUUUAUUCACUCCCUUAUGUACUUCUACUACACACUCACUGCUUUCUCAAUCCGGGUUCCUACCCCCAUCAAGCGAUCACUCACCACGAUGCAAAUCACCCAGUUCAUUGUUGGCGCUAGCAACACCAUUGCCUACUCGUUUAUUUCUUACAAGGUUCCUGUCGCUAUUAUCCAGAAGCUCGCCGCUCCUGCAUAUGCCACCACAGCUGCUCCCGAUGCAAGCCAAGAGACUGCUGUUGACGGAGCUGUUGAAUCCAUCAAAAAGUUCAUCUGGGGUGCUGCUGAGGGCGCCGCUGCUCCAGGUGCUGCCCCUGUUGCAUCCCAGGCUGUCACUUCUGAGGCUUUCACUGCCGAGACGCAAUACAUUACUCAGCCCUGCAUCAUGACCACAGGCGAAACUUUUGCUAUUUGGCUUAACGUGCUGUACCUUGCUCCUCUGACCUACCUGUUUGUCAGUUUCUUCAUCGCAAGCUAUGUUAAGCGCAGCAACGCUGCCAGCAAGAAGACUCAUAAUGUCAACGCCAACAUCGCUCUUGCAGAGAAGGCCGGCUGGGAUGCUGCUAAGGGCAUUGAGAAGGAGAUCUAUGAUGGUGCGAACACGGCCAACGGUUCCUCGGCUGACGAGGCUUCGCGGGCCUCUACACCUAAGAAGGCCAACGGCAAGUCGCGACGGAAGGCCUAA